This is a messenger RNA of Closterium sp. NIES-67, 1614 nucleotides long. The record is from the annotation of a GenBank genome assembly. NCBI's taxonomy places the organism in Eukaryota, Viridiplantae, Streptophyta, Zygnematophyceae, Desmidiales, Closteriaceae.
AUAGACGGCCAUUCAAGGGCACGCAUAGGCAGCGGCACGCGCGACGCACAGUGUGUGCUGAAAGGCCGCCUCGACACGUGUGGUGGCGAGCGAGUGGCGACCAGGACACGGAAGGCCGUGCGACGUGCCCGCACUCAUUUGACGGGCGAUGCGACGCCACCUUUGCGCGGCUCCGAGAUCUAUCCCCGCCACACCCCGUUAGCGCCGCUGCAGGGCGAACGCAUCUCCAGCGCCACGCAUAUCUCAAGCCGUGCAUCGCCAGCGCCACGCAUCGCCAUCGCCACGCAUCACCAGCGGCACGCCAGCAGCCAACGGCACGCAUCGCCAGCGGCACGCAUCGCCAUAGGCACGCAUCGCCAGCACCACUCGUCAGACUGCGCGGCACGUCUGACGCAGACAUGGCGACACCAUCCUCGGUUCGCUCCUCGUCGUGGCUCCUAUCCCUACCCCCUUCCACACUCCCCUCGUCCUCCCUCGGCAAGACAAGGCCGUCGUGGCCCGUGUCGCCGCGAGCGAUCGGCCCAGGAGGCGGGUGUGGAGCUGGCCUGGCCGUACAUAUGCAGCUUCCCUCCUUUGGAUGCUAACACCAGUCCCUGCAUUAGCUACCAACGACGUCAUGGGGCACAAGCACAAGCGUCGGGCCAUCGUGAGGGGCAGCCACUCCAGCAGCAUUCACUCCAGCAGCAGCCAUUCGAGCAGCAGCCACUCCAGCAGCACCUUCUCCAGCAGCUGCUUCUCCAGAAGCAGCCUCUGCAGCAGCAGCCUCUCCAGCAGCAGCCUCUGCACCAACAGCCUCUGCAGCAGCAGCCUCUGGAGCAGCAGCCUCUGCAGCAGCAGCCUCUGGAGCAGCAGCCUCUGGAGCAGCAGCCUCUGCAGCAGCAGCCUCUCCAGCAGCAGCCUUUGCAGCAGCAGCCUCUCCAGCAGCAGCCUCUGCAGCAGCAGCCUCUCCAGCAGCAACCUUUGCAGCUGCAGCCUCUCCCGGUGCAGCCACAGCUUCAGAGCCAACUGCCACGUCACCACGGGGGCAGCGGCGUCCGUGCUGCAGAGGCCAUCACCGACGCUCCAUGUGCAGCGGCCGGUGAGGGGGGAGAAGACGAGGAGGGGGAAGGUGACAGCAACAGUAGCGAGAGCGAGUCCGGCGAAGAGGGCGACCAGAGGCACGCCCAGUCUGGCUCCGGCACGGAUACCAGCUCCUCAGACUCAUCUUCGGAUUCUGAGUCUGCCGACGAAGCUAGCUCGGAGGGCGAGGCGGAGCAGUCUGCUUGCAUGGGGCAGGCUGCGGUGGCCGAGACGGCGGCGGGCAAGAACGACGUUACUUUUGAUAAGCUCUUCGCCUCCCCAGCUGAGGCGGCAGUGGCCGCUGUGGGGCAGAGCGAUGGGUAUGACAUGGACGACGAGGACCAGCGUGCCAUGAACAGGGGUCGCUACAUGAAAAUUGGAGCGGCGGGCGGUGCAGCUGGGGAGGGUGGGAAGAUGAAGACGCGGAACGGCGGGCAACGGCAGAAGGCAGCCGGAGAGGCGGGCGACGUUAGGCAGGAACGGCUUCUGCUAUGCUAGAGCGUUGGCAGUGUUCAUCGUGGUGCGCGGACUCAUCACACUGCAUUACAAACUCGC